Cuscuta epithymum is the source of this 2258-nucleotide messenger RNA. NCBI's taxonomy places the organism in Eukaryota, Viridiplantae, Streptophyta, Magnoliopsida, Solanales, Convolvulaceae. The record is from the annotation of a GenBank genome assembly.
AUGGAACCUAUCCCAAAAAUUACAGGGAGUAAGACCUAAGCGACUUCCAAGCUCCGACCGUUAUGUGAGUCGUGACAAAGAGGCAUUUUGAGAGGUUUUUGAAUAGGCAUGGAGACUGACGGAUGUUCCCGAAUGUCUAGAGACAAUGAGCUAUCGCAUUCCUCAUUUCCUACUUCUGUUCUCGACGAAGGCGUUUCUGGCAAACCGCUCAUCUGCUCUACUGCCAGCGUAGGCGGCGGUGAAGAAGGAGACCACCGGCCUGUUCCUACGUUCUUUGACCAGCUCCCUGAGGACCUGUUGGAGAAUGUGUAGCGCUUCCUUAGCGACCGUAACGAUCGCGACGCUGCCUCGCUCGUCUCCAAGUCAUGGUACCGCGCGGAGGCGAUGACCAGAUCCGAGGUCUUCGUCGGAAACGGUUAUGCUCUACCGCCCCAGCGCCUCGCAGCUCGGUUCGGUCAGAUCACCUCAUUGAUUCUCAAGCUCAAGUCUCACGCCGAGCGUUUAUUCUUUCCUUCACAGGAUCCGCGUUUCCGGCCCUGGGUCACCGUCGUUGCCGAGGGUUAUCCAGCACUCGAGAAAUUGUACCUCAAAAACUAUGCUGUCUCGGACGAAGAUUUGAACAUUCUGGCUCUAUCAUGCCCGAAUUUGAAGGAGCUGGUGUUGGUCCGCUGCAGAUAUUUCGGGACCCAAGGACUUGCUUAUGUUGCAGGUGCGUGCAGGAAAUUAAGGGUGCUGGAUGUGAUUCAAUGUCAUGUUGUUCACGACGGUGUGGAUUGGAUUUCAUACUUCCCUGAGGAUAACAUAUUUCUUGAGUCUUUGAUCUUUGAAGAGUCUAUGUGGUGUGUGAAUUUUAAAGCUUUGGAGCAGCUGGUAAUAAGAUCUCCUUCUUUGAAGAAACUUAGGUUAGAUGACCUUGUUUCCAUCGGCCAACUUCAUCGCCUGAUGAUUAAAGCUCCUAAGCUCACCCAUCUCGGUAUAGGUAAAUUUGUUCGCUCAAGUGAACAAGAACCUGCUCUGGGUGAACUAGAACUUCACUACGCUUCUGCUUUUGCUGUAUGCAAUUCCUUAAUUUCUCUUUCUGGAUUCAGGGAUGAACUUCCUAUUUAUCUGCCUGCGCUGUAUCCUGUUUGUGCCAACUUGACAUCCCUUAAUCUCAAACAUACUCUCAUCAGCUGUGCAAAUUUCAAAGAAGUCAUUUUCCACUGCCCUCAACUACAGAGCCUGUGGGUGUCUGGUAGAAUCUGGGACGUAGGACUCAAGGCAGUAGCAGCAACAUGUAAGGAUCUGAUAGAGCUUCGUGUUUUCCGGGAUGAGCAUGCUUAUGGUAUUGUUAAUGGGGAUGAGUUGGCUGAUGUGCUUGUCUCCGAAAUUGGUUUGAUUGCAAUCUCCGAGGGAUGCAGGAGACUUCAGUACAUACUCCGUAUUAUAUUUCUGCAAGAGAAUGACUAAUGCAGCUCUGGUUGGUCUGUCGAAGAACUGCCCAGAUCUUUUGGUAUUCCGUCUUCACACAUCGGGGUGUCGAAGUCCGGACUACUAUACGCUGGACUCCAUGGAUGAAGGGUUUGGAGCGAUUCUUAUGAACUGUAAGAAGCUUAGACGGCUCCACACAUCUGGUUUAUUGACAGAUAAUGCUUUAUGUUACAUUGGACAGUAUGGGAAAUCACUCCGUACUUUGUCUGUUGGUGUUGAUGGAAAGAAUGAAAUUUGUGCUCAACGGUUGCCCUAACUUACUAAAGCUUGAGAUAAUUGAUUUCCGAUUCGGUGAUUCAGCUUUGCGUUCUCUUUUGCAUCAUUUUUACAGGCUGCAAUUUGUGAAGAUUUCAACAUGCGGGGUAACUUAUCAAUGCUGUGAGGAAAUUGCCCGCCAAUUACCUCAGUUAGUAAUAGAAGUGGCUGCCAAGAUUGCCAUACCUUCGGAUCAGAGGGGCUAUGACAGAUUAUUCAUAUACCGAUCUCUUGAAGAAUAAAAAAUUAUAUGGACCAAAGUAUGCCCAAACCUUCUAAAGUUACAUGGUGUGACCGGGAAGAAUAGAUUGUCUGAGUUUUAGUGAUCAAUACUCUGCUGAUGGCUGUUGCGAAAUAUAAAUGUAUGAGUAGGUUCCAUCAUGACUGAGCAAUGAAGUUAGCUCCAUUCAUCUCUUGUGAGUCAUGUACCCAUGCUUUUAAAUUAUGUUACCUAGAAAGAAAAAAGAAAGAAAAUUGGUCUGAUGGCUUCACUUAGUGUAUGUGUGCUGUGAAUGGACGUAUAUGAAAAUUAG